This is a messenger RNA of Mercenaria mercenaria, 3349 nucleotides long. RefSeq lists its product as uncharacterized. The coding region runs from base 116 to 3139 and encodes 1007 amino acids. The transcript is spliced from 6 exons. NCBI's taxonomy places the organism in Eukaryota, Metazoa, Mollusca, Bivalvia, Venerida, Veneridae. The record is from RefSeq and is a predicted model, not a curated record.
UUGUCAUUGUGAAGUCAAGGGCUGUUGAGACUGGAUGGACAUUUUAUUUUCUGUUGAUUUUGUCAGCUUUCGUUGAAUUAUUUUAUUUUGAAGGGAUUUUAGUUAUUUUUACAUUAUGGUUUAUAAUCUACGCAGUAUUGGAAUGUCGCUGAUGGACAAUUCAGGACAAAGUAGCUGCUCACUGAAGCCUGCUAAGGAAGGAAAGAAAAGCUUGUCCGGUUCCUCUAAUACUGCAAGUGCAUCCAGCCUCAACAUCCCAUCCCGGAACCAGUCUUCCGCUUCAGCCAAUAAGAAUGCUGCUUUCAAUUCAUAUUCCCACCAAAACACCAACCAGAAUCAUGCUACUGAUACGUAUGUAUCUUUGAUGUCAACAUUCGAGGAGAGUAGAACUUCUUCGUUGAAAUACAAAAGGCGUAAGCAGACAAAACAAACCGCAACAAUGGAACUGCAUGAAACAUCGGUGAUCAAUCUAGACUCCAGUUUAGAUUUGACCAUUCCAGAAAAUGAUUCUACGAAUGGUAGGAUAGCCUUAGAUACAAGUAACAAUUCAACACCAAAUGCUUCUUCCAGCUCCGUCACGUCAACUUCAUCUGAAACUGACAAAAAAAUUGUUUGCUCAGUUUUGAAUUGUGCAGCUGAAUUUUCAUCUCUCAUGCAUUUAGAAAAUCAUAUUGAGCUCUUUAAACAUUCUCCAUGCAAUCCUUGCCUUUUGGCUAGGAACUGUAAACUAUCACACAUUCCUAUAUGCUAUAUGUGUCCUGGCUGUGAUCUUGAAUUUUCAACACGGGAGGAGUGUACACAACAUAUAAACAUUAAAAGACAUCUACCGUUUUAUCCACCAAUAGCAAUAACUGCGUAUAUGUGUUCACAGUGCCUUCACUUGUUUGGAAGUGUGGAGGCAUGCUGGUUGCAUAUAGAGCAGUCAUCUCAUCAUGGAAUGUCCUAUCCUUUUGCAGAUGACUACUCUACUGACAACAAAAUGAAUGGACCUGUAGCAGUUGCUGAAGAGCUGGUUCAAGACAUGAUAUCUAAGUGCAAUAAGGUUGUGUACACAGUUCAGUGUUUGGAGUGUGGUAUGCUUAUGGAAACGCCCGCAAUACUCAAGCACCAUAUGAGAGAAACACGGAACCAACACAUAGUUGCUGCUCUCACAGAAACCAGUUUAGUUGAAGUUUUUGCAAGUUAUCUUGCCAGUUAUUCCUGUAAUAGUUGUCAUCGUCUGUUCACUGGAGAGUUAAAGGAAUUGGCAAAACAUCAGUGUGCAAGGGCAGUCGUUGGGACCAUAAUUGAAAAUAACACCCGCUCUUUUGCAGAGUUUAUAAAACGUUGUGCUCUCACUGUGAUAAAGUCUCUGGAACUUGAAAACAUGCCUGGACCUAGCCGAAAUGUUCGGUUAAGUCCAGUUUGUGACAGAAGAAAUAAAACUUCAGAAUCAGCCAGGGGUGCUGCAGCAAAGGUUUCAAGUAAUGACAGUGGACAGAGAAGUGGAAAGUGUGAAGGUGUUGAUAGUAAUUAUUGUGACAGUGAAGGUGUAACUGGACAUUGUGUUGAAAAUGCUGUUGCUAGUGAGAAUACACAGUGUAUAAGCAAUACCCCCUUCACAAGUUUACAUCACAGUAAAGUGCAAAAUUCCAAAAGAAAAAAUGAAAAUGAAGAAAAAAAAAUAAAUAUUGGAGAAGAUUUUAUUCUUAUAGAUGACACGGAUGAAGGAAGUGACGAAACUGAUGUUGAUUUUGCUCCAGGUAGUGGUGCUAAACGAAAGAGAAAGACAAAAACUGCAAAUAAAACUAAACAUGAAAGUCCAAAAAAAGUGGAGAAUACUCCUGUGGCAGGCACAAGUUCUACAUCGCCGAGUGGAGCAGAACAAAAAUCUGACUCCAACAAUGUUUUAGGAAGUCCCUUUUUCGUCAUGAAUUAUAAGCCGCGCUCGUCUCGUCUAUGUGGAAAUAUUUUAACUCAGGGAUAUGUUGUACAGCCUGGUGAAAGCCGUUUAUCUCCAGUCAAAGCACUUACUGGUGGAAAUCAACAAGUGCAGCAUGAAGAAAGAGCAAGUAGUCCAUCAAGAUACAGGCUGAGAAAUAGAAGCUGUGAUCAGACUGCUCAGAGUGCUGAAGGUAAAGAUUCUGAUGCUGGCUUUGGAAAUGUUGCUCAGAGAUUCCUGCAGAAUGCACAGCCAACAAAGGAUGCAGGAUCCAAACUGGGAUCAGAUGACUCCUUACCAUGGAAGCGUGACAGAUCUCGAAGUCCUCUUCAGUCCCUUGACACAGUGCCAAGCUACCAGUCCAAUGUAUUAACCAGUGGGCAUGCUGGUCAACCUUACCUCAACCCAAUUGUGGCAACAAGGGCAUAUAAUGGCAUUACCGGACUGUUUGGUCAGCCUCAGAUGGCCGGUCCAUCUCACUACCAGCUUGAAAAUCCUUGCAGCACCUCAAGGGCAGAGCUUUUGUUUCCAUCGGCACUUCCGCUACCUUCACUUUUACCCCAGUCUACAGCUGCCCGCCAAAGGGUAAACCCUCGAGUAGGGUAUCAGGCUUCAGUUCAGAACAACUUUGUUGCCCGUCCAGCACAGACUGCUACUUCAAGCACGUCUUCCUACGAUCGGUAUGAAAAUUAUAGCUAUGAAUCUACAUUUAGGAGGUGUCCAUCGCCACCGUGUACCGGUCUUUCAAAAAGUAUUCAUACAAAAGAGUUGAUUGCAACUGAACACCUGUCACGUAUGAAGAACAUAGUUUUCCUAGAUCUCGAUAAUUGGGGAUCUUUCUUCCAUAAGCUCCCCCGUUGUUUGCCAGAUGGUACUUUUGUCUGGGGUUUCUUUGGUGGAAAGCUCGUAUGGCAUGCACCUUAUCGAUUGGAAAUCUUCCGCCAGAUGAAGAGGAAGGAACUUUUCUACCUCAAUGAGAGAUGUGGGGCCACAAAGGAUGCUGCUGAUUUUGCAAUAGUGUUAGCAGUUGGUAAAAUGGAUGAGAAGCUACCGACAAACAUUGCCUUCACCAUUAUGUCUGGUGAUACAGGUUUCUGUGAAGUUGAACGUCAGAUGCGUGAUUCGGAGCGGAAAGUGCUGGUUGUCAAUCCUCAUACAGCGGCCCGGUUUUCCAACGACAUGAUUUAUGCCCUAGUGACCAGUAUCACUGAUACGUGACAGACAUCUAGUAAUUUAAAGACUGCUUUCUGUCCUUUUUUUUUUCAUUAUAAAUUUCGUUUUUUUGUGAUUUUCAGUACCUUUUCUUUUUUUCUUUUUUUUCUUCAGACAGAAAUCGUAGGACUAAUUAAGUGCCUUAAAAUGAGAGAAAUGUUUUGUUUUUCUUUCUAUUUUCAAAUAAUAUAUUUAUACAUUAAAUAAAAAUAAAAA